Molecule: messenger RNA, 3206 nt
Organism: Beta vulgaris subsp. vulgaris (sugar beet)
Lineage: Eukaryota; Viridiplantae; Streptophyta; Magnoliopsida; Caryophyllales; Amaranthaceae
Exons: 3
Coding region: 296-2962 (888 amino acids)
Molecular function (GO): ATP binding; ATP hydrolysis activity
Source: RefSeq, a predicted model, not a curated record
CAAAAGAGAGUAGAAGCAGCACUACUUUGCUUCACAUGCAUUCCACUUUCCAACAGACACAAAAUCUAAACAUUUUUACUCCUUCAACAAGUAAGGCACAAACCCAAUAUAUACAUAUAUCCUCACUCCCCCUUCUUAGUUCUUACUUUGUAGGUGUACUAGUGCUAGUUACUUAAAUAACAUUCCAAAACAAAUGACAAACUUCUUCUAAAGCCUUUACUCACUGUUUUUUUUUCAUUCUUCUUCUUCUUGUUCUUUGUUUCAACCUCCAAAUCAUCCAAUCCAGUCUAAGAAAAUGCGAACCGGAGGUUGUAGUAUACAACAAUCUCUUACACCGGAGGCGGCUACCAUUGUUAAGCAGGCAAUAAACCUCGCUAGACGGCGAGGGCAUGCACAAGUUACUCCAAUUCAUAUAGCUAGUGUUAUGCUAGCUUCACCUGCAGGACUUUUAAGAGUAGCUUGUCUUAAAUCUCAUUCUCAUCCUCUUCAAUGCAAGGCUUUGGAGCUUUGCUUUAAUGUGGCCUUAAACCGACUUCCAACCACCACUCCAACACCAAUCCUAGGUCCAAGCUCUCAUUAUCCCGCUCUUGCUAACGCCCUAAUGGCCGCCUUCAAGCGAGCCCAAGCCCACCAACGCCGCGGGUCCAUUGAGACCCAACAACAGCCCAUUUUAGCCCUAAAGAUCGAGACUGAGCAGCUUGUUGUUUCUAUCCUUGAUGACCCUAGUGUUAGUAGGGUGAUGAGAGAAGCUGGUUUUUCUAGCCCACAUGUUAAGUCUAAUGUGGAACAAACUGUUUCUUCUAUUGAGGGUUGCUCUCAAACUACAACUGUUGCUAGUAAUAAUAAUACUAAUAUUACUACUAACAUUAAGGCAGAAAUUGUGAGCCCUAUGGUGUUUCGUUCCAGUGCAAAUCACCAAACGUUGUUAAUACCCUCUUUAAACCAGUUUGACCUCGCUUUUUCGAAGCCCUUGAGCCAAGCCAGAAGUGAGGAUGUUUCGAGUGUGAUCGAUUCGUGGGUGAAGAGGAGAGAAAAGAGUAGUGUUGUUCUUGUAGGAGAGUGUUUGGGGAGUUGUGAAGGUGUGAUAAGAGGAGUUAAGGAGAGGGUUGAGAGAGGAGAUCAUCAAGUUCCCGUAGAGUUCAGAUAUGUGCAAUUCCUAACUUGCCCUCUGUCUUCUAUGAAGAAUCUUUCAAGGGAAGAGAUAGAUAUGAAGCUUGGAGAAAUUAGGUGCUCAUUAAAAGCUUGUGUAGGAAGAGGGGUAGUUUUGUACCUGGGUGAUCUUAAAUGGGUUGCUGAGUAUUGGGCUUAUUAUGGUGAACAAAGAAGACAUUAUUAUUGUCCGGUCGAGCACUUAAUUAUGGGAUUAAGGAGAUUAAUUUUUGGUAAUUUGGAGAUUAAUAGAAGAUUAUGGCUAAUGGGUAUUGCAACUUUUAACUCUUAUAUGAAAUGUAAAUCAGGCAUUCCUUCUUUGGAAACACUUUUGGAUCUUCAUCCUCUCACAAUUCCUGCUGAAAGUUUGGACCUUAGUCUCAAUCUUGAUAGUUGUAUUCAGGUCCAAAAUGAAAGUGGUGUAUCAGGUGAGGGCAUCAGCUGGCCACUAGUUGAAAAUAAAAUUGAUAUGCAGCUCACUUGCUGUAUGGAUUGUUCAACCAACUGCCAUCAAGAAGCGAGGAGCUUAACUAGCCUUUAUCGAAACAACCAGUCUACCACCACCACAAUUACUACGUCCCCCACAACUUCGACAACCUCAAGCCUACCAUCAUGGCUCCAAAAGUGCAAGGAAGAAAGCAGAGAGAUCAGUACGGAUCAUCAGAGGGAAACAAUGCAAAUGAAAGAGCUUUGUCAAAAAUGGAACAUGAUAUGCAGCACAGUACAUAAAACAUCCAACCUCGCCGAGAAAACCAUAAAUUUCUCAUCAUGCUCUCCUUCCUCAUCCACUUCAGUAUCUUCCUAUGAACAUAACCAACCUCAUUUACAAGAACCAAAACUAAUUUCUACUUGGCCUACGUUCUUUGAGCCUAAAUGGGAAACAAAAGAGCACCAAUUUCUAAUCUCCAACAUUGAUGUAAAACCUGAACUUUUGUCCAACCCCAACUCAACACCAAAUUCAGCAUCUUCAAGUGAGGCAACAGAGGCAAUAACAGAAACACCGUCUUCAUUGUCAGUAUUUCGAUUCAAAGAGAACAACCCUGAGAAUUUGGAGGCUAUGUAUUCCUCCUUAGAAAAAAAAGUCCCAUGGCAAAAAGACAUAAUCCCAGAAAUCGCGACCACAAUCUUAAGAAUCAGAUCAGGUACAAUGAGUAGGAAAACUUCCAAGCGUAAGUUUGUAAGCAAAGAAGAGCAUCAAAAGAAGGAGACAUGGUUGUUCUUCUUAGGGGUUGAUGAAGAAGGUAAACUAGGAAUUGCGAGGGAGUUAGCCAAGCUAAUAUUCGGGUCUUAUAGCAGCUUCAAAUCCAUUGGUUUGAGUAGUUUUGCAUCAUCAACAAGAGCAGAUUCAUCAGAUGAAUUAAGAAACAAACGAGUGAGAGAUGAAUAUGGUGGCAGCUACUUGGAGAGGGUUGCAGAAGCUGUCAGAGAAAAUCCUCAUCGCGUUUUCUUUGUUGAAGAUAUAGAACAACUUAAUCAUCGAGCACAAAAGGGUAUAGCACAAGCCAUUCAAACAGGACAGAUUAAGCUUUCUGAUGGAGAGAUAGUUGCGCUUGAUGAUGCCAUUGUGAUUUUCAGCGGUGAUAGUUUUAGCUCUGCAUCAAGAGCCUGUUCGCCGAGUGUUAAGCAAAAGUUCGAUGAAAAUGAUCAACAAGAAGUAACAGACCAGGAUGAAGUAGAGGAGGCUACUUUAUGUGUACCCCUUGACUUGAAUGUUGCAUUUGGUGAUGAUUAUGGAAGUGAGGAUUUAGUUGGGGAUGUUAGGAUUCUGGAGUCAGUAGAUAAGCAAGUGUUUUUUAAGAUUCAAGUGUUGUAAAGAAUGGCUGACAUUCUCAUAAUUUUCUGUAAUUUCUGGUUUUGUUUUUGCUUCUUAAUUUUUGUAUGGUUUGAGUAGUAAAAUUAGGUGGGAUGGUAUACGAAGAUGUUAGUUAUAAUUAGUGACAAGAAAGGUAACUUACAGUUAGUAAUCAUGUUCAAACUCAGGCGGCCUGUGUAAUUGUUCAUGUGUUAAUAUAGUUUUGUAAAUCUCUUUAUAUAAAUAUCAUCUAGCUUGCUUAUAA